AGUGUGAUGGGACUACCUUUGCGCAGUGCUCUCCUUUGAAUACGAGAAGAAUUAAAGAAACCAUGAGGGCGGAGGAAGCAGGCGACCUCCCGGUACUAGCCUAAAGAUGUUACUGUCUAAUGGCCCUUGAGUAUUCCAUUUAUGAAACAAUCUGAGAUUCUUUCCAAUGAGUAAAGCCUUUAUGACAUGGGGCAGCAGACACAAUACCACAACUAAUCGGAUGAGGACAGAACCCCUACUGCUAACUGUCUGCUUGCUCGAAGAUAUUCUCCCCACCCAAGGGUGAAAGUCUGUUGGAAAUGUCUUUGGAAUCUGAGUACCUGAAAAAGUGCUUGGGAACGUGUUUAGUUCAAGGCCUUGCUAAGUUGCUUCAGCAUCGCCCAUCAGAUCCAAUAGAGUACCUGGCAAUUUGGAUUUAUGAAUAUAGGAGACAAAUGUAUGCAAGUCACCAGAGAAUGCUAGAGAAGCUUCAGCUGAGUGAGGAAAGAAUGGAAAACCUUUUGGAACUAGAAAUAGCACAGAAACUGAAGGCAGAGGAAAUUCAGUUCCAGAAAACACAUGAAGAGUAUCAAAAAAAAACAACUAUGGAGACUUAUCCAGAACUGAAACCUCACACGUGGCAGGAAAAGUUUGGACCCCUGACAUUGCCCCCUCUUGAAGAAAUAGAUGAGUCUUCAUUAAGCCCUAAUAAAGAAAAUGCAAUGUCCAAAACAGAAUGGAAGGAACAGCUUUCCCCUGAAUCUAAUAUUGCUACCAAGACUGGAUCUCAAGAAAAGUCUGUUUCAGAUGCAGUGAAUCCUACCUGAGGAUCAGAUAUCCAGCACAAAAGGUGGCAUUUCCCUGCCCUUGAUCUAUAGGGAGCGGAUGGUUCCAGUACCCUCCCUGGAGGAACAAGUCUCAAGUUUGGAUCCUCCUCAUCACUAGCAUAAUGUUAUUUUUA
This is a messenger RNA of Phascolarctos cinereus (koala), 940 nucleotides long. The record is from RefSeq and is a predicted model, not a curated record. Lineage: Eukaryota; Metazoa; Chordata; Mammalia; Diprotodontia; Phascolarctidae.